GUUAUCCAAAGUUCUCUGUCAUAACAAUACACAAUGACGACAAACAGCACGGAUCCCCUGGGCGAAAUGAGGUCUCUGGUGGAAACGCUGGGCAUGCUGCAAACCUUCGAGAACCUUUUACUGAAUACGGAGCAGUUGCAGGACUGCAAUGUCCACGUGGAGGAGCGGGUCCGCAGACUGGAGGGGUUCAGAUGGCAGAUGAAAUGGCUCAAUACCGAGCGUCUCCGCAUCCUGGACCUGUUGCGCCAGCGGUUGUUCUAUCACACUUCUGUGGAGCAGCAGAGCGCAAUGGCCAUAAGGCAGGGAAUCGUUCAAGUCCGCGACGGCUUAAACGGAAUUAACCAGAGGAUGAACGCCAUGUCGGAGGACAGUAACUGCCCCAUAUGCCUCUCUCCUUGGACCACCCAGGGCAGACAUAGCGUGGUUUCCCUGCGAUGCGGACACCUCUUCGGGAGAACCUGUGUAAGAACUGCCAUCCGGAGGUCACACCGAUGUCCGAUCUGCAGGCGCCGAGCCCAACACUCCGAUGUGCGCCGGAUCUUCAGUCAACGUAUAUUUUCGUAGUAUUGGAAAGCUCACUGUUCUAGUUCAGGUGGUUUCAUAUUUUGCUGGGACUUCCUUCAUCA
Drosophila takahashii is the source of this 626-nucleotide messenger RNA. RefSeq lists its product as uncharacterized. NCBI's taxonomy places the organism in Eukaryota, Metazoa, Arthropoda, Insecta, Diptera, Drosophilidae. The record is from RefSeq and is a predicted model, not a curated record. Gene Ontology annotation, biological process: interstrand cross-link repair; protein ubiquitination. Gene Ontology annotation, cellular component: nucleus. Gene Ontology annotation, molecular function: ubiquitin-protein transferase activity.